Molecule: messenger RNA, 1000 nt
Organism: Haliotis rubra (blacklip abalone)
Lineage: Eukaryota; Metazoa; Mollusca; Gastropoda; Lepetellida; Haliotidae
Product: SWI5-dependent HO expression protein 3-like
Exons: 2
Coding region: 2-478 (158 amino acids)
Source: RefSeq, a predicted model, not a curated record
CAUGGAUCCAAGUCAAACCAUGGAUCUAGCUCCAACCAGGGAUCCAAGUCAAACCAUGGAUCUAGGUCCAACCAGAGAUCCAAGUACAACCAGGGAUCUAGCUCCAACCAGGGGAUCCAAGUCAAACCAUGGAUCUAGCUCCAACCAGGCAUCCAAGUACAACCAGGCAUCCAAGUCAAACCAUGGAUCUAGCUCCAACCAGGGAUCCAAGUCAAACCAUGGAUCUAGCUCCAACCAGAGAUCCAAGUACAACCAGGCAUCCAAGUACAACCAUGGAUCUAGCUCCAACCAGGGAUCCAAGUCAAACCAUGGAUGCAGCUCCAACCAGAGAUCCAAGUACAACCAGGGAUCCAAGUCAAACCAUGAUCUAGGUCCAACCAGAGAUUCAAGUACAACCAGGGAUCCAAGUCAAACCAUGGAUCUAGCUCCAACCAGGGAUCCAAGUACAACCAAGCAUCCAAGUCAAACCAUGAUCUAGGUCCAACCAGAGAUCCAAGUACAACCAGGGAUCCAAGUCAAACCAUGGAUCUAGCUCCAACCAGGGAUCCAUGUCAAACCAUGAUGUAGCUCCAACCAGGGAUCCAAGUCAAACUAUGGAUCUAGCUCCAACCAGGGAUCCAAGUACAACCAGGCAUCCAAGUCAAACCAUGAUCUAGGUCCAACCAGAGAUCCAAGUACAACCAGGCAUCUAAGUCAAACCAUGGAUCUAGGUCCAACCAGGGAUCCAAGUCCAACCAUGGAUCUAGCUCCAACCAGGGAUCCAAGUCAAACCAUGGAUGUAGCUCCAACCAGGGAUCCAAGUACAACCAGGCAUCCAAGUCUGACUAUGGAUGUUAGUCCAGCCAGGGAUGUUCUGGACUUUGAAUGGCAUUGCAGUGUUCUGUAUUUCAUGCGUUUAUGCAAUGAAACAGAUAAUGUACACCAUUAGACAUACCGCUACAUAAGGCUGGACCAACUAACCAGCAAUAUAACAGACUUACAACCGGUACUUAUUGUACAU